UGUAAAUAUAUUGUCUUGGUAUAACCAAAAUUUUUUCCAAGAAAAAGAGUUUAUUAAAAACAAAGAAAUUAUAAGUGUAUAAAACUACUACUACUAAAAAAAAAGUGGAAUGCAUGGAUGCAGCUAAUAAAACCUUAUUUUGUUAAUCAUGUUUGACAAUAAUGAUGACCGUGUUUCAUCAACUGAUUUUGUUCGACUUAAGCAGCAGGAGAGACUUGAAAGGAUGCAGGCAAAGAAAAAAUCAUUGGCAGCAGUUAAAAUCCAAGCUGUUGUGAGAAUGUUUAUCUGUAAAAAAAAAGUUUCAAGUCAGCUGAGAACUGAGUUUGAUUCAUUGCUACACAUUAAAAAGUCUAAGACAGGGAUAACAGCUAUGGCACUUUUUUCUAAUGCUCGCAAGUUACUUUUCAUCUACAAAGAAAAAACUGACGAAAAGAGAUUUCAAUGUUUAUGUGAAGCUAUUAUAACAAAUCUUGAAUCUGGCAAGGAACCAAAGUAUUGGUAUAUGUCAGUAAUGUUAAUAAAAGAUUUUACAACUUUGUGGGUUUCAUCAUUAAAGAAAAUAUUAUAUAUAUGUUUUACAUUGCUUAAAAGUCCAACUGCAGCUGUAAACUCUGGAAAAAAUGGAACAAGUCUUUAUUUAGCCAUGUUAGUUACAUUCACAGAUUCUUCAAGUUGGAAAAUUUUAAAAAUAAAAGGAGGUGAAAACAUUGCUCCUAUCAUGCAUCAGUUGUGCAACAGUUUGAUUACAGACUUAAUUUCAAGAGGCAUGAUAAUGUGUUUAGAGGAGUUCUUAAUGAAUGGAUUAUGUCGCGCCAGCAUAUCUCUGAAUGGCACCAUUAUAUCGGCAACAAAUACAUUAUUUUUUAGAUCAUUCAAGACUUUAUCUGAAAGUGUACCAACAAUGCAUUUUAUUGUACAUGUUCUCUCUAUACCUGCAUACAUAUACCACUUGAAUCAAUUGGCACCUGAGAGUGGAGGAAUUCUAAAGGAAAUAUUUCCAAAGACUAUCGAAUAUCUUUAUAACUAUGAAAAUUUAAAACAAAUUUACACCAAACUUGAUGUUAAUCGAUCACUUUGUGUUGUUGGUAAUUUAGUUUAUCUGUUUCACCUAAAUACUGAGCAGUUUCAAAAGUUGAAGUUUCAAUUAAAGGUGGUUUUAAUUGGGCUAUUAAAGAACAUUCAACUGUGCGUUGGAAAACAAUCAGGCAAUUCAAAAUGGAAUCCAAUUUUUGGAUGGUACAAUGAGGUUUCCACCAGUUGUUCGUUGAAUGAAGCAUAUGUUCAUAUAAUAAAACAAAUUAAGGUUUUAUGGCAUCACCAGUUAAUCAAAUGUUUUUUUGAAAAUUUACCGUCAUCCACUGAGUCAGAAGGACUUGUUGUUCAAGAAAGUGAGAAUCAAUCUAAAGGUCGUUUACUUCGAAGAGCCUUCAUGAAAACAUUUAAGAAACCUUCUGAAACUUUAGAUCUGAAUGAACCAAUAGUAAUGGAUAUUUGCACAUCAUGUGAUUUAUAUCGCACUUUGACUGUAUCUUUGAUUCAACUUAAAAUGGAAAUUGUUGCAGCAUUGAGUUUGCAAGAGGAAGUGCUUGUGCGUUUAUGGAAGUUUGUUUACUCACUUGGGCCUGGAGCAGGCCUAAAAAGUAUUCUCAAUUAUAUAAUGGGUAACUCUGUGACUUUACCUGCACCAUUGUCAUCGCUACUUGUAUUGUUUUUUGAAUGUUCUCUGCAACUACUUCCAAUCCUUGAUGAUAGUGAAUUAUAUGAGAAGCAAAAGCCGUUUUCGCUUGAUGAUCUUGUGAAAUUGUCAGCAUUUUUAAAUUCAAUGGUUUUCAAGAUGAUAUGGCUAUCAUCUGCAACAACAUCAAAUCAAGAAAUUCUUGGUGGUGAUGUUAAAAAAGCUGCUUUGCAGUUGCUAUUGUUGAUCCAUGAUCGUGAUUGUAGAAAACAGUUUACACCUAACAACCAUUGGUUGGUUAAAGAACUGAAAGUGAGUCAAUUUCAUUUUGAACUUAUGGAAAAGGUACCAAGAGCACUAGCUGUGCUAAAAGAUAUUCCUCAUGUCAUUCCUCAUAUGGAGAGAAUGAAGAUAUUCUAUAAUUGGAUAAGUGAAGAUAAAAAAUCACUUGGUAUAGAUAAAGAAUGCUCACACCCAUCUGCAUUAAUUUCUAUAAACAGAUCACAUUUGUUAGAGAAUGGUUAUGAGCAACUAUGUAGGUACACUGGUACGCAACUAAAAGGAAUCAUACGUGUUAAGUUUGUUAAUGAGCAUGGCUUGGAUGAAGUUGGUAUUGAUCAAGAUGGUGUUUUUAAAGAGUUUUUAGAAGAUGUAAUCACUGAAGCAUUUAAUCCAGAAUUAAAUCUUUUUAAAAUGACAUGUGGAGAAGAACAGCGAUUGUAUCCUUCGCCUACAUCUUUUCUUCACGAAAAUCAUUUACAAUUGUUUGAAUUUGUUGGAAAGAUGCUAGGAAAGGCAUUGUAUGAGGGUAUUUUGGUUGAUGUUCCCUUUGCAUCAUUUUUCUUAAACUAUAUGUUGCAACACAAACAUUCCCCUAUGUAUAGUUCAAUUGAUGAGCUUCCGUCACUUGAUCCUGAGAUGUACAAAAAUUUAAAUUUCAUUAAAACUUACAAUGGGGAUGUAUCUGACUUAGAGUUGGUAUUUGCUUUUGAUGAAGACGUUUUAGGACAGAUGGUGACGCAUGAUUUAAAGCCUGGAGGAAGAUUUGUUAGUGUCACUAAUUCAAACAAAAUGACAUAUAUUCAUCUAAUGGCUCGCUAUCGACUUCAUACUCAAAUCAAGCAACAAAGUGCUGCCUUUGUUCAGGGUUUUCUUAGUAUUAUUUCACCAGAGUGGCUUCGUAUUUUUUCAGCUCCGCAGUUGCAGCGUUUGAUAUCUGGUGAUACAGAAAAUUUUGAUCUAGCCGACUUAAAAAACUACACUCGUUAUUAUGGUGGAUACCAUGCCUCUCACCAAACUAUAGUCUGGUUGUGGGAUAUAUUAAGCAAUGACUUUACUCUGCAAGAAAAGAAACUUUUUUUAAAGUUUGUAACAAGCUGCUCCAAUCCGCCUCUUCUUGGUUUUAAACAUCUUGAACCACCAUUCUCAAUUCGUUUUGUAGAUUCCUCAGAUGAAGAUGAUAAUGGUGAUACACCGACAAGUAUUGUUCGAGGGUUAUUUAGUUUACGAAAACGUGGCACUACAUCUUCGGCCCGCUUACCAACUAGUUCAACAUGUUUUAAUUUGUUAAAGCUACCAUGUUAUAAAAAAAAAAGUAUAUUAAAGGAAAAGUUGAAGUAUGCUAUAAAAUCUGGUGCUGGUUUUGAAUUGUCUUAAUCUUUCAUUGAAUCUGAAGAAUGAUAUUUAAGUCAAUAAAACUAGGAAAAAUUUCUUGUGUUGUAAUAAAUAAGGAUUUAUACAAAUAAAUAUGGAACGUA
Messenger RNA from Hydra vulgaris (swiftwater hydra), 3432 nucleotides. Its product is annotated as ubiquitin-protein ligase E3B. Gene Ontology annotation, biological process: protein polyubiquitination; ubiquitin-dependent protein catabolic process. Gene Ontology annotation, molecular function: ubiquitin protein ligase activity; protein binding. Lineage: Eukaryota; Metazoa; Cnidaria; Hydrozoa; Anthoathecata; Hydridae. The record is from RefSeq and is a predicted model, not a curated record.